ACCGCGCCAAAAGUCUGACGAACGACUGAAAUAACUAUAUGAAGAAAAGUACCGCGAUAUUCGUAUUAAUUGAUAGCGGCCACCGAUUCGUUGCGUAAUAAUUUUCUGGUGGCGCCGCGGCGCGUCUCCUCAUCGCAUAUAGAGACGCCGAACACUUGAGCAUCGAGUCACCGAGCGCCGCCAGUUUCGAAUCAGACGUUCGUGUCGACAAGCGCAAGCGGCGCAAUAAUUUCUUCGAUACUCUAAUCACCACUCUGCUAAUACCGCAUUUAAAAUUAUCCCCAGUUAUUAAUCGAUCCAACGAUCACUCCUUCGACUGGUUACCAUUUAUAUUCGAUUACAACCAACGCACUUUCAUACUUCGUUACACCGCAGAAAGCUACGGAUCGUUCGUCGGUGCUCAGUUCACGAUUUCAUUCGAUUUGAAGAGACAUUUUUCGUUUGAAAAUCACUUUCUAAAGAACGAAACCUAAAUAAAGAUACAAUAAGGAAUAGGAUAUAGAAGCUCGCAAUCAGAUUACAAAGAACUCGAGCUUCAAGUGUUACUUGAAAGCUUUUAUCCUGUUACAAUUCCCGCACACUUUGUACUCCCGGAACAGAGAAAAAAAGCGGGAAAAAAAUUUCCAAUCGAGCUUUCGGGGCUUGGGGUUGAUCCGUCGACGGUGUGCGGAGGAGCUUUUUACUUGCAAGUUCGGGACCGACGGCAUUCCUGAUUCGAUUAUCCGAAAGCUGCGAGUUUAGAGGCAACUAGGCGCAACAGAUUUCGAUUAGCCGUGCGCGGUUGCACACCUUGCGAUCUUGGGUCAAGACCGUUGACGCCGGUGGUGGUAAUUUUCUGCAGGCUUUAGCGAGGAUAUGAAGAAUUCUGAAACGAACGGAAACGUGGAGGUCAAUGGCAAGGAGCUGAACGGCAAGCAUUUAUUAGCGAAUGAGAAGGACGCCGAGGCCGCCAAGGACGCCAACAAUGACGAAGAAAUUGAUGCCGUACAGAGAGCGAUGGGUGGAUUUGGUAGAUGGCAAAUUCUCGUAUGCCUCGCCAUUUCCCUCGUCAAAUUUCCGGUCGCUUGGCAUCAACUCGCCAUCAUAUUCAUGGCACCGCAACCCGAACUGAGAUGUUCCGUUCCGAAUGGAACCUACAACCCUCAAAUUUCAGAGGACCAAUGCUCGUACACCGUGAACGGUACCGAAGUCACUUGCACCGCGUGGGAAUACAACAGAGAUACGUUCCCGGAAACGAUUGUAACGCAGUGGAAUUUGGUCUGCGGUCAGUCGCUCUACGCGGAGAUCUUGCAGUCUCUCCUCAUGUUCGGUGUACUUUUGGGUAACAUCGUUUUCGGCAGUUUGGCAGACAGGUACGGAAGAAAAAAGCCUCUCGUCGGUUCGGUCGUGCUUCAGCUGGUCACGGGAAUCGGAUGCGCGGUCGUUCCUUGGUUCCCUGCGCUUCUCGUGCUGAAACUUCUCAGCGCCCUGGCCACCGGAGGCACAAUGGUCACCAGCUUCGUCAUCUGUAUGGAAAUCGUGGGAACGAAAUGGCGAGCCCCUAUUACCGUUCUCUAUCAAAUCCCCUACAGUUUGGGACACAUGUCUUUGGCAGGUUUGGGCUACUGGUUCCGUCACUGGCAGCAUUUGCAAUUAGCCAUAACUUUACCUUCGAUAAUUCUCCUCGGCUAUUGGUGGACGGUACCUGAAUCUCCCCGGUGGUUACUGGCGAUGGGAAGACAGAGAGAAGCAUGCCGAGUGCUUCAACGUGCGGCUAAACUUAACAAAAUCGAGAACAAUGACAUUCCAGAAAUGAUCAGGAAACAUUGUCUCCAUCAGAGCACAAAACAAACUGUAACGGAUCAUAAGCCGUCAUUCUUGGACCUCUUCAGGACGCCCAAUAUGCGUACGAAAUCUCUUGCCAUAUUUUUCAACUGGAUGAUUUGCGGGAUGGGACUUUUCGGUAUGUCUCAGUACCUGGGGCAGGUCGGCGGUAACAUAUUCGUCAACGUCGCUGUAUCGGGAGGUACGCAGAUCCCCGGAAACGUAGUUUCUCUGUGGGCGAUGAGCGCGUUGGGCCGCAAAACUACCCUCAUCGUGAGCAACGUAGUUGCCGGACUCGCCAGCCUGCUGCUCAUAGCCGUACCCACAGAGACCGCUUGGGUCAGGCUGCUUUUAUCCUGUUUCGGUAUCGUCGGUAUGUCGGUGUCCUUUACGACGGUGUAUUUAUUCUCCGGCGAACUAUUCCCCACAGUUGUGAGAAACGUUGGCGUAGGAACGAGCAGUAUGUGCGCAAGAAUAGGUUCGAUGGCCGCACCGUUCGUCGUUUCGCUGGGCAGAGAUGACUCGAGGGGUUGGUUGGCACCGAUGAUCUUUGGAACCCUACCCUUAAUCGGAGCGCUUCUCUGUUACUUUUUACCGGAAACCGCCGGUUGCACGUUGCCGGAAACUCUGGAGGAUGGAGAGACCUUCGGAAAGAAACUCGUCGAAUCGGAUAGACGGAAAGAGGCUGAAGCGGAAGCUGCUUUAUGAUGGAAGACUGCUAAUUAGUGGUUAAUAAUUAUUAAAGAAAAAGUGCAAAAAUGCCC
Molecule: messenger RNA, 2567 nt
Organism: Athalia rosae (coleseed sawfly)
Lineage: Eukaryota; Metazoa; Arthropoda; Insecta; Hymenoptera; Athaliidae
Product: organic cation transporter protein
Exons: 9
Coding region: 856-2511 (551 amino acids)
Biological process (GO): transmembrane transport
Cellular component (GO): membrane
Molecular function (GO): transmembrane transporter activity
Source: RefSeq, a predicted model, not a curated record